AUGCCAAAGCGACACGGCGAUGACGACCUUUAUAGAGAAAUGCUCCGCGGCGUCAAGCAAAUGAGAAUUUGCGCCGUGGUUAGUUCGUGGGUUUCGUUCCCUGUCGAGAUCCGCCGCAUGAUCCUCGAGGAAGUCUGUCAGGCAAAGCAUCGUGGCUGGACUUCUUGCGCAGCUGUCUGCAAAGAAUGGCAGUUCUUGAUCGAGACAAGGAACUUCAGCCAACUGAAACUACAGACGGGCUGUCUCGACGAAUUCAGCCGCAUCAUGUUGGACAGACGACGAAGGAAGUUUGUUCGAUACAUCAGCCUGAACAUGGAGCUUCCACGCUAUGGCUGCGACUCUUGCAACAAGGUGGAGGGGGCGUCAAGCAGAGUUUCGAACUGCCAUCUCAUCGGGAAAGCCACGUACAAGCUAUUUUCAAUCCUUGGCACCUGGCGCCCGACAGAUGGUGGUCUGACAUUGGACCUGAGCGCCUAUUCACCAAGCGACUCGGAACACUUCUUCAGAAACUAUCCUUGUGGGCCAGAUUAUGGGGACCCAAUCCGGCAUCAGCAAUCUGCUCCCACGGAAUUAUGGAGUGACCGAAAACACGGCUGGGUCAGCGGCAGGCGGGUUCGGGCUCCUACCGCGGCAGCUACAAUGCGGAUUUUCUCCCCGAUCCUACCUGCAAUUCCAAAGGUGACCCCCAUGGUUCCGGUAGUUACCGGGCUUGUGAUACGUCGACAGUUCCGACGCCAGAUCAGCCCCGGGGGUCUACGAGCCCUAUGGGACAAACUCCCUCGACUGCAAAGUCUAGUCUACGAGCCGUGGAGUUUUUGGCGCAACUGGGAGCGCUUGCAGCAGCGGGGGACUCGCCUGGAUAGGCGUGUCUAUGCAACUUUUUUAUUGUCCUAUACAUUGCAGGACUUCCCAAGCCACGUCAGAACUUUAUCCAUCUUUGAAGAUUUUAACCAACAGUUUCAGUCGACACUCGAAGCCAAUUCGGCAUAUCGAACCUUUCUGACCACGGACCCAGCCGCAUACCGACAGCUGGUCCAAGUUCUCGCUUCCAAGAGCUGCAACCUUGAACGGCUUUAUAUUUCCUUCAUGGUUGAGGCUCAAGACUUUUUCGACGCCUGUCAGCAAUCCUAUACCUGGCCUUGCCUCCAAUCGUUAACCCUCACCUCAUCCCUUCUGACACCCGACACUCCCAAAGAGGAGAUCUUUACAUUAUUACACAACGCCAGCUUAGCUGCGCUGAAGAUGCCUCAGCUGGAGACUAUGGCGCUGUGGUUGGGAAGAAGGGGGGGAGCAAGCGCCGUCAUCUACCACAGGGAGAAGGGAAGCAGGCGAGCAACCCUCACCUGGCGCGGCACAUGGGGGCUCAAGCUCGAUCGUCAUGUGAUUGAGGCCUGGAAAAAGGUGGCCUCUGACACCUGCCACCUCGUGGUCGAGAUGGAGAGGGUGCAGCCCGCAUUGAUCAACUCCCACGGCGAUGCUAUCUGGCAUCUGCGCCUGCCAAAGGGGGUCAUCCAUCCAGUAUCGCUCUGGCAGAUUUGCCAGGAGGGUACCAUGCAGAGAUUCAUGGCAAUUGUCUAAUCAACCCGUGGGUCUGCCUUAUUGCCCAAGGCGGGACUACGAAGUAGUCGUGUACGACGUACCUUGGUACUUUUUGAGCGACAAUAAAGCAGAUGUCCCAUAUGUCUAGCCCUCCUAAAUGCCCUUUUUAGUUUUAUGAUAUUUCCGUUCUUGGAAUGCGAAUGGCCUGUCCCUCAAUUCGUUAAGAUAGAUUUUCAAGAGUGCUUCUCGCUCUUCCUCCCAGCCACGCAACCUACACGCUCCUCCCCUCAUGAUACGCAACCAAAGCAGCAACAUUCACCGCCUUCGCC
Chaetomium fimeti is the source of this 1868-nucleotide messenger RNA. RefSeq lists its product as uncharacterized. Bases 1 to 1578 code for a protein of 525 amino acids. The transcript has a single exon. The record is from RefSeq and is a predicted model, not a curated record. Lineage: Eukaryota; Fungi; Ascomycota; Sordariomycetes; Sordariales; Chaetomiaceae.